Molecule: messenger RNA, 1631 nt
Organism: Cuscuta campestris
Lineage: Eukaryota; Viridiplantae; Streptophyta; Magnoliopsida; Solanales; Convolvulaceae
Source: the annotation of a GenBank genome assembly
GUCGGAGGCAGCGUGGUAUCGGGAGUUAAUGUUGUUUCUAUGUAACCCUAGGUGCGUUUAUUACCUCUACUUUAUUCCAAAUGAUUCACCUUCUCUGUGUUUGGAUCUUUGUGUAUAUAUAUACGUCUUAUUGAACAAUUGAAAUCGACGCACCGGGUGUUAGUUGUGUUCUCUUUUAUAAUUUUUUGAGCCAUGGUAUCUUCACUGCUAAAGAUGGUAGAAGAAUGCAUCCCUAUUGAGAAAUUGACGCUGGAAUCCAAGAACAGUGCGAUUACAGCACGGGUGUCGCGCCUGUGGGAUUCUUACAGAUUUCACGAUGAAAAAGACCUACUAAGUACAGAUAUGGUGCUCAUUGAUAAACAGGGCUCAUAUAUCCAUGCCUCCAUCAAGGGGAGUAUUUCGCAUUUGUUCAAAAAACGUAUUGCUGAAGGAAGUGUUUACUAUAUUAAGAAUUUCAAUGUUGUUCCCAAUAAGGCCCAGUAUCGUGUUGUUGGAGACAACAAGCUCAUGAUUCAACUUUAUCCAACUACAGUCGUUAGAUCUCUUUCAGAGGACUCCCUGGGAAUACCAACAUUUGCAAUACCGAAUCAUCGGUUUGAUUUACUUGAUUUUGAUAAGGUGGAGUCUAGAAUGGGAGAAACAUACAUUUUAACUGGUGAGAUCAGAGCUGAAAAAGUGCGGGUUACACUAUGGGGUGAGAGUGUUGAUAACUACAUGAGACAAAAAUCAAUGCUUGAAAAUGGAAUCAUUGUUGGAGUUUUCACGUCAACCUUGGUCAAGCGAUACAUGAACAAUGCUGUUUUGUCAUCAACUUCAGCUACAAAGAUUUAUUUAGACCUUGACAUUGAUGAGGUUAUUGCCUUAAAAAAGAAGAGCAGUUCUUCGGCAAGGGAACAUAUAAUCCAACCGCUUAUCAUUGAGCAACAAGAAGAGCUGGAUCGAAAUGCUGUUUUAAGCAAAUUGAAAACCAUUGGCGAGGUUUUAGCAAUUACAAAGACAGAUUUUAAAGAUGGCACUCUACUAUUUUGUGUUGCUACAAUAUAUGACAUCCACAACAACAAUGGAUGGUACUACAACUCAUGUGGCUGCAAGGGAAUAAUUAAGGCGUACGGACGAAAUUUUUGGUGCAAGAAGUGCAAUAAGACAGUGAAUGAUGCCAUUCCAAGAUUUCGAAUUGAAUUAGGAGUCAAGGAUGCCACAGAUUGUACGAAGUUCAUUGUGUUUGAUGAUGUUGCUGAGAAGAUGAUAGGACAAUCUGCCCCUAGCAUAUAUGAUAUGCAAGAGAAACUGGAGGAGAAUGAAGGUUCGGUGGGCGAAGUACCUGCUAUUAUUGCAAACCUUAUUGGGCAACGAUUGGUUUUCCGUGUCAAGCUAACCGAAUACAACAGGACUGCAUAUAGACAGAGUUUCACAGCAAAUAAGGUUUUGGAGGAAUCAAUUUUGGAACCACCAAGGAAUGAAGAGCUAGCGCUCUGUGAUGAUGGACCAAGUAAAAGAAGACGUUUAAGUGAGGAUUUUACUCAACGUGAGGGGAAAGCACUACAAGAAUGAGAAGCUAAAUAUGGCACAACUUCCACUGCUGCUUUUGGUCUUCAUAUUUAUAUUACUGCAAAUAAAGGAGUAGUUUCCCA